AUGUUGUGCGCCAUUUCAGGGGAGGCCCCUGAGGAGCCCGUCGUCUCCAAAAAGACAGGUAGCAUUGUUCCCGUCCUGAAGGGCCAAUUGCAUUUCCAGCAGACUGACUUUGGCCUCCGGGGCCCUCGACCAGGUACCGUCUACGAGAAGCGACUGAUCGAGAAAUACAUCGAAGAGCAUGGAAAAGAGCCCGGCACCGAGGACGAGCUCGACAUCGAGGAUCUGUUGCCAGUCAAGACUGCUCGCAUCGUGCGACCGCGGCCGCCGACCCUGACCUCCAUUCCGGCCCUGCUGGCUGCCUUCCAGAACGAGUGGGACGCACUGGCUCUCGAGACGUACAACCUGCAGGAACAGCUGGCGCGGACCCGGGAGGAGCUUGCCACUGCGCUGUACCAGCAUGAUGCCGCCGUGCGCGUGAUUGCCCGCCUCACCAAGGAGCGAGACGAGGCGCGCGACUCGCUGUCCAAGGUCACCGUGUCUGGUGGCACUGCUGCCAACGGCGAUGCUAUGGCCAUCGACAACGAGGGCUUGCCAGAGGACCUGGCCAACAAGGUGGACGAGACACAUCAGAGCCUCUCCAAGUCGCGCAAGAAGAGACCGGUGCCCGAGGGCUGGGUAUCCGCCGACGAGAUCGCUGCCUUUGACAAGGUUGCUUCCGAGGACAGCCCCGUCCAGCAGGCGUCCUCAAUCGGCCUCGAGGGUGAUUAUGCCGCGAUCAGCGGUCUGCAGGGCGACGUAGCCAUCUUCUCGGUCGAGGCAGCCAAGGUGGAGCGGUCGCUCAAGGUCAAUGAGCCCAUCACCGACACUCUGUGGACUGGUAGCCGGGUCAUUUUUGCCACAUCCAAGGGCUCGGUCAAGAUCUACGAGAACGGCAGCGAGAUUGCCUCCUUUUCUGAACAUGCCGGCCCCGCGACGGGACUGGCACUGCACCCGUGCGGCGACCUUCUUGCCUCUGUCGGUUCCGACAAGAGCUUUGUCCUCUACGAUCUCUCUACUCUGAAGCGCGUCUCUCGCGUGUACACCGACUCCUCACUCACGACUUGCAAAUUCCACCCAGAUGGCCACUUCUUGGCGGUGGGCACUGUCUCUGGCGAGAUCCGGGGAUUCCUGACCAAGACGGGAGAGCAAGCGACCAGCUUCGACCUGGGUGCUCCCAUCCAGGCACUUACCUUCUCGGAGAACGGGUACUGGAUUGCAGCAACGGCCAAGGGCCAGUCGACGGUGACCAUCUUGGACCUGCGCAAGGAGGGCGCGGCGGCCACGGCCAAGGUGUUGGACACGGGCAGCUCGGUAGUCGCUCUGGACUGGGACUACACAGGACAGUACCUGGCCACGGUCGGGCCGGCAGGGAUCACGGUGCAGCAGUACGCCAAGAGCUCCAAGAAGUGGACGCAGCCCGUGGCCAGCGCCACGCCCGGAGUGAGCGUGAGGUGGGGUGCCGAAGCGAAGAAGCUGGUCUCUGUCAGCUCGGAGGGCGUUGUUUCGAUACUGGGUGUCAAGGAGUAG
Messenger RNA from Thyridium curvatum, 1506 nucleotides. RefSeq lists its product as uncharacterized. The coding region runs from base 1 to 1506 and encodes 501 amino acids. Gene Ontology annotation, biological process: mRNA splicing, via spliceosome; protein ubiquitination; DNA repair. Gene Ontology annotation, molecular function: protein binding; ubiquitin protein ligase activity. Lineage: Eukaryota; Fungi; Ascomycota; Sordariomycetes; Thyridiales; Thyridiaceae. The transcript is spliced from 3 exons. Gene Ontology annotation, cellular component: U2-type catalytic step 1 spliceosome; Prp19 complex; cytoplasm. The record is from RefSeq and is a predicted model, not a curated record.